CGGCAGGCAAAAGAUUAUCCCGGAACUGGAAGUAAAGAGACCUCCAUUACUUUGCGCUUCCCGGACCCAAUUAGAUGUUGGACCCGCCCUGGUUACCGUGGUAACGGGAGUCGCGGUCUCGCGCAGAAUUCUGAGAGGCCUUAUUUCCUGUCUCAUCAUCGAUCAUGAAGGCAUCCUCAAAGGGUCUUCUCACGAAGAUUUCUCAGUUCUGGAACCUCCUAGAUGAUUUGGCUGAAAGCGAUCCUGAGCGCUACAAGAACUUCAUUCAGCAGGAACUGAAAGAUGGAAAACAGCUCUGUGUUAAGCCAAAACCAUAUCUCUGUGUAGAGACAAAGAUCCUGAAACCAAAAGAAAAAACAAUUUUUAUCAACUUAUGUCAGUGGGAAAGGAUCCCUGCCCCCCAGUCAACUACUCAUCCUGUACCUAUAAGUGUUGGCAGACCACAGGAUUUCUCUCAAGCAUCAGAUGCUUAUACAGUCAUUGAUGUUGCCUACAAUCCUGGUAUUCUACAAGCAGCAGAAAAAGAUCAAAAGAUCAAAGAUCAAUUAAUAAAGAUGGCCAUGCAAUGCAUUGAGGAGCGACUUGGGGUCACUCUUUCACAUUCUUACCAUGUUACCAAAUUUAGAAUAAAAGGAAGCCUUCAAAGAAUGAAAGAUAAUCUGAUGGGCAUCCACAAUAACGUCACAGACUUAAACGAGAAAAUGAAAACAGAACAUGCUCUUGAAAAGACAAGGUGCAGUACUGUGAGCCAACCAAGUCACAUUCCUCAACUGCUGUUGCCAAAAAAAAACGUUUCAGGCAAAGCACAAUGUCUUAUAGAAGAGAUUUCUAGUACGGAAAUCCACGUGGAAGUGAAGAAACCAGCCUACCAAUUAAAAGUUGUAAAGGAUCAGCAUGAGAAACCUCUGAAAAUUGAAUUGAAAGUUGAAUUACCUGGAAUUAACUCAGUCUCCCUCUGUGAUCUUAGUGUUUCUGAGGUUGAUUUACUGAUUGAAGUCUCUGAGAAGUACCGGUUAUACCUGAAUCUUCCAGAAUCUGUUGACACAGAAAUGACUACAGCAAAAUUUGUCAAAGAUAAAUCUGUAUUAAUCAUUACAAUGCCACUGGUAUAAAACA
Nannospalax galili (Upper Galilee mountains blind mole rat) is the source of this 1116-nucleotide messenger RNA. RefSeq names its product PIH1 domain containing 2 (gene Pih1d2). Gene Ontology annotation, biological process: rRNA processing; box C/D snoRNP assembly. Gene Ontology annotation, cellular component: ribonucleoprotein complex; cytoplasm; R2TP complex. The record is from RefSeq and is a predicted model, not a curated record. NCBI's taxonomy places the organism in Eukaryota, Metazoa, Chordata, Mammalia, Rodentia, Spalacidae. The coding region runs from base 165 to 1112 and encodes 315 amino acids. The transcript has 6 exons.